AUGUCCGCCAUGCUCCUCCAGGGCCAUUUCCGCGGCGAUGCCUAUGGCCCCUAUGUGGCGCAGCUCUACAAGCCCGUGCAAGGCUCCACAGCGAUCCCGGGCCCCUAUGCGCAGCAGAUGAUGGCCCAAGCCCCCUACGUGUCCCCAGGCCACUAUGCCGCGAGGGCCGUGGAGCCGGGGGGCAGGAGGUCCGAAGACAAGGAGGCGUGCAACGAUCCGGAAGCAGCCUGUGACGAGGACAAGUUCGGACAGGAGAGCAAAGGCCCUGAGCAGUCGGACUGUUGGAAGCCUGUCUUGCCCCUGACGCUCAGCGUCUCAACGAUUCUGGGCGGCGUGGCGGUGAUGAUGGUGCAGGUUCCCAUGUUAGCCGAGCUGACCGGGUGGCCCUGGAUGACCUUCAGCUUGAUCGCCCUGGCCCUCUAUGGCGUGACCUUGCUGUGCAUGCUCUGGGUGGCGAGGGCUGAUCCAGGCCAGGUGUCCAUGAAGCAGGGCGAGGAGGGCCAAGGGGGUGAGCUGCCCAAGCGCACCCACAAGUCCUGGCUGUAUCCUGAGCCGAUCCGGCGCUAUGACCACUACUGCAAGUGGCUCCAGAACGUCGUUGGCCUGCUGAACCACCGAGACUCGGUAGGCGAGUUCUUCAUGAUGUUGAUUGGCCUGACCCUCAUUGCCGUGCUGGGGGUCAUCAUCGAUCCGUGCCUCGCGGUCUUGGCCUAUGAAGGCACCAUCUUCAUGGUCCAUGUUGGGCUCAUCUCAAGGAACGAGACUGCCCAGGUGGUGCACAACACCUCCAAGGGGGACAAUGUGCCCGCGGAGGACUUGUCGGACUCGGACGAGUACAAUGAGCACUUCGACAAGGGAGCCUUCAUCUACUCGAACUGCUUCAACUUCUGGUGCCAGCCCCGAUGGCCCGCCGGUGUGAAGGGCGACUUCUGCUUCAUGUUUUGGGUGGGCUGGGGUAGCCAGAUGGUCCUUGUAGUCAACUUCCGCAUGGACAACUCCGUGAAGUCUCCCCGAGAGCUGAAAGAAGCUGCAAGCCCCCUCCUGGAGCAGGACAUCAAGAAAGAAGGCCGGCCAGGCACCCCCGCGACGCCCAGGCCUUGCGCUGUUGACGGAUGGCUGUAG
Messenger RNA from Symbiodinium natans, 1122 nucleotides. The record is from the annotation of a GenBank genome assembly. NCBI's taxonomy places the organism in Eukaryota, Dinophyceae, Suessiales, Symbiodiniaceae.